UGUAAUCCCUCAUUUUUGAUCUUCCACCCACCAAUGGCUCCGCGAAGAAGAAGGAUCUCUGCACUCCCGUCUACAUCUCCUAUUUCAAUCGGGAACUGUGAAGUCACCGUUGAAGCCAAGAAUUUCACUUCCGAAUCGGAUAAAGACACUGUCCAGAUCAUUCUUUCAAAAUCUUCUAAAAUCAGAAUCUCAGUGGUGGAAAAGGAAAACGAGCAACACGAUUUUGGGGCACAAGCCGCACAACCGAACCAAUAUGGUGAUUGCUAUUUUUUGCUUGCAAACCCUAAAGAUUCAGAUGACCAAACUAAGUGUCUACUACAGGAGGUACUGGCUCUUUACAUGAAUGAGCUACCUGCAAUGAAUUAUGCUGCUAAUACUGGAAAGCGAUCGAUGUUUCUUGAAAGAUGUGUGACAAAUGGGAAAUAUUGCACCUUACUUUUGAAGUCUAAGAAUGAUAAAGAAUCUGAAGAGGUCAUUGGAGCAAUCACUUAUCAAAUAAUUCCAGCUGAUACACAAUAUGCCGAGAUCCCUCUUGCUGCUGUUAGCUCGAACUUUCAAUGCAAGGGAUUUGGUCAAUUGUUAUACUUGGAAUUGAGAAGAAGACUGCAGAGUGUAGGCAUCUGUUCUAUAUUCUGUUGGGGAGACAGAGAAUCUGAAGGAUUUUGGCUCAAACAGGGUUUCAAAGGAAUUGGUGAGGUGGAUAAAAAGGGUAGAGCUCACAGACUCCCAAUAAAGGCUGAUGUUCGAAAAGCAUUAUGCUUUCCUGGUGGUUCAACCCUGAUGGUGUCUCAUCUUCUGAAGGAUAAUUUGCUUGAGCCAAUAAAAUUUCUGAAAAGGUGCUUACCAUUAAAAUCUCCUGAGCUAAAUUAUGAAAACCAAAUGGACUAUGCUCCACAGAAUCCUGAGACUCCCAAAGAAGCUAAUAAGAGACCACAGGAUGAAUCCUUCGAGUCUGAACUAUUGCCUGUUAAUGGUUGUCAGAAGCUAGGCCCUUUGCCUAUUGGUGGCGGUGUGGCUAAUACUUUGGAAAUGAGAGGUGGGAAUGAAGACGAUGACGAUAACUAUCGCCCAUUGCUGGAAAAUAAGAAAAGGAUAUGGGAAGCCUCAUUGACCUCACUGAAAUCCAAAAAAGUGAAGGGUGCACAUUCGAGUGAUUGUCAAAUGGGUUUUUCAUCUCCUGUUUUGACUAGUGACUGCAGAAUCGAAGAUUCUCUAGAUGUAAAUUAUUUGUCUGCCAGUGGAAUUAAAUUUAUACCUGAUUCUUUAGGGACCAACUCAUGCAGCAAUAGCAUGCAAGAAAAAGGUAAUGAGUGCCGAACCGGUAAUAUCACCAAUGAGGACUUUGGUUACACAGAAAUUCCAUCUGCAGCUAAAUGCUGUCGAAUAAUGCUGAUGAACAUUGCUGAUGAAGAUAAGAAAUCUUGUCUAACCAAGAUAAUUGAAGAUCUUGGUGGAGUUGUUGCUUCUGAAGGAAAUGAAUGCACACAUGUUGUCACAGGAAAAGCUAGAAAGACAUUGAAUUUUUGCACUGCUCUCUGUUCAGGAGCAUGGGUCAUUGUGCCUGGAUGGUUGAAAGAAAGCUUCAAGAAAGGAAAAUUUGUCGAUGAAACUCCUUUCUUUUUGGUCGAUGAAGAUUACAGGAUUAAGUGCAAAAUGGAGCUUAAAGAUGCAGUUUUUAGAGCAAAAGCAGCUCCAAAUGCGCUGCUUAAAGGUCUUGAUAUAUGGCUGGCAAAGCACGUUCAACCUCCGGCCAUUACUCUGUCCGCCAUUGUUAAGGCUGCUGGAGGAAAUGUCAUCCGGACACAAGAUGAAGUAAAGGAUACAUCAAAAACAAUCUUUUUGGCUUGUGAAGAAGACAUGGAUGAAGCCUUAUUAGCAGCAAAGCUCGGGAUAUGGACAUUCAGCAGUGAUUGGCUUCUGAACUGUGUCAUGAGACAAGAACUUGAUUUUGACGCUCCUAAGUUUGCCGAAUCUCUCUAAUCUGCACGAAGAUACGGAAACAGUCUUCUGUUUUGAUUUUAUAAAAAGUACAUAUGAAACAUCAUUUUCUGGUGGUUAUAUUUUUUGACACUUCCUUUUGGUAUGACUCUAAAUUUAUGAAAUGCUGCUGAUGCUUAUUUUUGUU
This is a messenger RNA of Andrographis paniculata, 2125 nucleotides long. RefSeq names its product BRCT-containing protein 1. Lineage: Eukaryota; Viridiplantae; Streptophyta; Magnoliopsida; Lamiales; Acanthaceae. The record is from RefSeq and is a predicted model, not a curated record. The transcript has 14 exons. Gene Ontology annotation, molecular function: acyltransferase activity, transferring groups other than amino-acyl groups. Bases 34 to 1980 code for a protein of 648 amino acids.